UGCCUUCAACUUUUAAGUUCCACACGCGAUUUCUCUCCCUCAACAAUUUGUAUUUUAACAACUUGCUGAAAAGAAAAUUCACAAAAUUCACAUUUCUUCAAAUAAAUUAUUAUCAAAAACAAUUUAUUUAUAUAAUUUAACUAUCAAUUAACUAAUAUCCACUCACUAAAAUUAUGGGAAAGAAAGAUAAAAGCUUCAACAUUGGUGAUUUGGUUUUUGCCAAAGUAAAAGGCUAUCCACCAUGGCCGGCCAAAAUAACAAAAACCAACAAUAAAAAGUACAGCGUGUAUUUCUAUGGCACUGGCGAAACAGCCAACAUAAAAAUCGAAGAUCUCUUCAACUACAAGGACAGCAAAAAUAAAUUUGCCACCGACAAGAAUUUGAAACGUGCUCACUUCCGCGAGGCCAUUGCCCAGAUAGAAGCCGCCCUCGAAGGCGAAGACUCGGCGCCAAUUAAUUUAGAAGAAUUUGAUGCGAGUGUCGUGGCUCAAUCCGAUGCCGGGGGCAAUGACACAACAAUCGCUACCGAUUUGGAUGAAACGAAUUUGUUGGACGAUACUGUUGCCGAGGAGGCAGAUGAAGUGUCUUCAGCUGCAACAACAGCUCCACAAGCUGCUGCUGCUGAGGAGACAGUUGAUGAAGUUGCCACCGAGGUGGUGGAAGAACCGCGUGCUGUUGUGGAUGUUAAGCCACCAGUCGAAGAAAUUGUUUCAUCGUCGACGUCUCCAGCAGCGGAGGCGACCGCUGCCGGCGCUAAGGGCGCCAAUGAAACUGAGAUUGUUAGUAGGAGUGGACGGAAGAUCAAACCCAAACGCUAUAUGGACGAGGAGGAGGUCCCACAAAAUCCUUCUAAGCGCAUUAAGGCUGAAACAAAAGACUCGCCACCUAACGAUGCCAAACCAAAAUCAGCGCACAAAAAAGCAAGCAAAACUACACCCAAAUCAGAUAUUCAAAAUAAUUUACUCUUGGCUUACACCACAUCUAAUAAAUGUGUUGGAAUUAAGCUUGAUUUUAUGAAACCCGAAACUUUUGAAGAUGAAGCUGCCAAAAAGCAAUGGGAAGAAAACAUGCGAAAGGAGUGCUACGUUUUGAAAGAGAAAAUCGAACAUGGCAUUGUCAAGGUGGAUUCCAUUAAAGAACGACUCGUUUUAAAUCCAAACCGUUCGCGAAUUCACAAAGAAGAAGCCGAACGUUUCACAAACGAAAUGAUUGACCAAGAAGACGCUCUAUUUACAGAACGAGACUUUAUCAGACUUUCACAAGAGCUACGCGAAAGUCUUGGACUCAAACGAGCCAAUAUCGAUCGGUGCUUAUCACUUUUAGAUCAAUUCAAAGAUCUAGAACUUAAUCAGUUGAUGUUAAAACGCAAUGCAGAUUGUGUAGACACAAUUCGACGACUCCGCAAAUAUGUUGGUAAUCUUAAACAAUGGAAUCUCUCCAGUGAAGAGCAGGAAGAUUUCAACAAAAAAGCCGGAAUAAUUCGUGAAAGAGCUGCCAAAAUCUAUCAGAAUUUCAAAAAAAUGUUUAUUGUCAAAGAGGAUCAGCAUUUUUGGGAGCAAUUUUGUGAAAUGGUCGAUGAAUUUCGACGAGUAACAAAGCACAUUUCGGAAUCAAAUCGAUUUUUGAUUACCGAAAAGUCUUAUCAGAAUAUUCUUUCCGAUAAGGAAGCUAUCAGAAAAGAAGAAGAAGAAAAGAAAUCAAACAACUUGAAGACAAAAAAAGAUAGCCAAGACCAAGGUAUCGAUGGUGAUGUUACGCCAAUGGACGAAUCAAAAGAUGAUGAAGAAAAAAUACCAUCGGGUAUUGCAAUAGAAACCGCAUAAGUUUUUUUUUUUUUUUUGGAGCAAAGCAAAAAAAUAUCUAAAAUUCUGUAAAUUUAAAUGGAAAAUGGAGUUAAAAGAGUAUUCAUCGCGUUGUAUUUUCUGUCUGUUCUUCUAUAACUUUUAAGUAUGACCUAGAUAAAAAGUGGAGUUUGGUCGCGCGCAGCAGCAAUUGACUUUCCAAAAUUUCUUCUCAUUUUUUACACAAAACACACAAAAAUAACGCCAAUAUAAAACACAUACGACGUUUAUUUUUUUUUUAUUAGUAUUGAAUUGUAAGAAUGGUUACAAUAUCAUAAUUUACUUAAUUAAAAUAUAUAUAAACAAAAUUUA
This is a messenger RNA of Episyrphus balteatus (marmalade hoverfly), 2153 nucleotides long. It is a transcript of the gene Jasper, whose product is annotated as hepatoma-derived growth factor-related protein 2. Gene Ontology annotation, biological process: regulation of transcription by RNA polymerase II. Gene Ontology annotation, cellular component: nucleus. Bases 174 to 1823 code for a protein of 549 amino acids. Gene Ontology annotation, molecular function: double-stranded DNA binding; transcription coregulator activity. The record is from RefSeq and is a predicted model, not a curated record. NCBI's taxonomy places the organism in Eukaryota, Metazoa, Arthropoda, Insecta, Diptera, Syrphidae. The transcript is spliced from 2 exons.